AUGAGCAUACUCCAAAUGGCUUGGUGCGACUCACAACCCGUAAUUACAUAUAAACUCGUAAAAAAUUCGCAGUAGACUGCUCUGCGAUGGCCACCUGGACACAAAAUGCGCCGACAGGUGUCAGCAAACGAAGGCGUUGGAAUCUCGAAGAUCGUGCUUCACUAAACAAGCUCAAGGAACACAUUGCAGAGGAGGGCUGUCCACAGGUGCAAUAUGAUCUGGGGCGCAAACUGCUGGAGGAUGCCAUAGAGCCCAACAUGGCCAAUGGCCAGGAGAGUCAAAAGGCGGUGCACUGGCUGGUUAGUGCCGCACAGCAAGGCCAUGAAGAUGCAGUGUGUCUGCUGCGAAAGUGCUACAAUGCUGGCAAUGGCAUUACGGCGGAAAAUGCUGAAGAGGUGCGUCGCUGCCUGGCCAUGACGGCGGGAGAGCGCGCCGCAAGGAAAGCAGCUCGCGAGCUCUUCGCCUGCCUAUCCAAUGGCAACGAGCACAUCACACCCAAGCAGCUGGAGCGUAAAAUGCGACGCAUUUAUAAUCUACAACGGAAAAGACGACGCCGCGGCACCAAUGACGCUUCCUCAUCUAACACGGACGAGGAGACCAGCGAGAGCGAGCGCGAACCCUUGGAAGAUGCCGCAACCAUUGGCCGCACUAAUGUCGAGCGGCGUCGUUUCAUAACCGAGGCGCAUUUGGUAUCAGCUGCUUCAAACUAUUCCGCCGGCCGCAUGCCCAGCGUCAAUGAGACAUUGACGUUGUCCGUGCCGCAUCCACAGAGCUUGGAUCAUGUGCCCUGUUUCUAUCGCAUGAUCUUUCAUCCAUUGAUUUUCUUUACGCUACUCUACCAUCGAUUCAUCAACCUGGUCGUCGCGUUGCCCGCCAUGCUACCUCUGAGUGUACGUUGCAGCGUGCUCGUACUGCUGACCUGGUGGAGCAGCGUACAGGAUAGCGAACGGCAUAUGUUGCCGAUGAUUAGCUACUAUCUCAGUCUGGGAGUGAUGCUCUGGUCGACGUGUCGUAUGCUCAAGACCAAACAACAAUUUGUGGACUUCCGCAUCUGGUCUGGCCUAUUUCUAAGCUACGGCGAUCACAACAUCGAGGCAGAGAUCUCGGAGCAGCGCUUCCUGCGCAACAAUAUGAAACCGUAUCUGUACUUCUUUUGUGCUUUCAUUUGUAACCUAAUUGUCUAUCCGCUGGUCGCCGACGCCUGGCUGCCCCACUCCGAGCUGACCAUCAUCUCAGGGGCAAGCACAUUCAUCACAUUGGGCGUCUUUAUGUACGCCUCAUCCCAGCUGCUACCGGACUGGCUGGUAAUCGUUUCGUUUGCCGUCAACGUGCUUGCCAAGUAUCCAUACGAAUUGGACGAAGUUGUUUCCACGCACUGGCGCUUUCUUGAUCUUCGAGUACCCACCUUCUCCUCGUUUGUCAUUGGCAAUGGCAUUGAGUUCUGCCUCAAUUGCCGCACAGCUCUCUACCUACUGAUACCUAUCCUACUUGUCCUGCUAGCCAAACGCUCUGGCUGGCAUGGAGUCUACACUUACCUGAUCCCACACUGCGUUACCCUUAGCUGGCUGCAGGUUUGCAUUGUAACGUCUCAGAGCGCAACUGUGUUUGGCGCGAUGCGAGCAGCUCUCGGCCUGGCUGGCAUCGUUCUGUUUCUGCCCUUAUUUGGAAUUGUGGCUCUGCUGAUACCAGUCUUCGUUGCCAUCGAUAGCUUGGGCUUGACAAGCGAGCAUCUGCGCUGGGGCACCACGGCCGUUGCCUGUAUCAUGGUGGUGCUGCUCUCCUGCGUUAUGGCUGUUAACCGCUCCACACAGAAGUACAUCACCAUGUUGCAGCUACUGGUGGGACUCACUACCGCAUGUGUGCUGGUGUUUCCCUACAUGACGUCCAGUUUUAAGGAUACUCCUCGGUUUAAUGCCAUGCCCAAUGUGCUCUCUAGCCCAACUGUGGGCAUGCACACUCUGUCCGAUUCGCUGCAAUGGGAACGCUUCUAUGAGCUAUGCGCCCAGCCGGUGCAUGAUCAGCCGAACAAAAUAAAAGCCCAACUACGCUGCUCCCAUCUCAAUGGCUUGCCUGUGGCUUGGGAGGGUAAAGUGUCGCACGUUCAGAUUGCUCGCGUAUUCAAUAUACUGGAGGAUGUGAUUGGCAAUUAUCUGCCCACCUGGUUGGGGCAGUUGUUGCGCUGUGUGCAUGGCGACAAUAUUGCCCAACAUUUCGAAUGCAAUCCCCAACACGAGAAGGACUGCAUAGAGUGGCAGCGUGUGAUCAAGAUGCUUGGUGCACAGAGAGGCCAUUGCACGUUGGAGCGUUGGAAUCGCUACGAGUACGAGCUGGUCGUUCAGGUGACAUCGACCAGUCUGCUAGGACGUGCCAUUUCCACAUCGGAUGUGGUGCUGCGUGCCCAUCAUGACUUUGGCAAUUUUACGCAGCGACUGCAUCGUGGCGACCGGAUCUCAUUCUAUGGGACUCUCCACAACUCGCGCCUGCUGGCUAACAAUGUGCGCGAACACUUUGUUCUUGGUUCCAGUGCGCCGCCUCAAGUGAAUCUGAAAGCCAUCGAGUGCUUGGACUGCAAAUCCCCCGAUCUAGGCAGCAUGAGCAUACAGCGCAUGCUAGUCGCUUCGCCUGUGGAUGCACGCAUGCAGGACCUGAUGCGAGGCAUAAAAUACUUGUUGAAUGCCCUAUUGAGUCCAUUGAUAACAUUUAAAUAGAUACACAAAUAGCCAUAUAUUAAUAUUAAUUAAAAACUAUGUUUAACUGU
This is a messenger RNA of Drosophila arizonae, 2758 nucleotides long. It is a transcript of the gene wfs1, whose product is annotated as wolframin ER transmembrane glycoprotein wfs1. Gene Ontology annotation, biological process: endoplasmic reticulum unfolded protein response; calcium ion homeostasis. The record is from RefSeq and is a predicted model, not a curated record. NCBI's taxonomy places the organism in Eukaryota, Metazoa, Arthropoda, Insecta, Diptera, Drosophilidae. Gene Ontology annotation, molecular function: protein binding. Gene Ontology annotation, cellular component: endoplasmic reticulum membrane.